Benincasa hispida (wax gourd) is the source of this 480-nucleotide messenger RNA. RefSeq lists its product as uncharacterized. NCBI's taxonomy places the organism in Eukaryota, Viridiplantae, Streptophyta, Magnoliopsida, Cucurbitales, Cucurbitaceae. The record is from RefSeq and is a predicted model, not a curated record.
AUGAAACUAGAUGAUGCCCUAUGGGCAUAUCGGGCUGCUUAUAAGACACCCAUAGGCAUGUCACAAUAUGCAUUGAUGUUUGGAAAGGCUUGUUAUCUACCGUUGGAACUGGAAUAUAAGGCGAUGUGGGCAGUUAAGAAACUCAACUUUGAUCUUAAGGCUGCAGGAGAAGAGAGAAAACUUCAACUACUAGAGCUGGACGAGUGGAGAUUACAAGCGUAUGAGAAUUCCAAAAUUUAUAAAGAACGCACCAAGCGAUGGCAUGAUAAGCAUAUUUGUGAGAAAAACCUCAAGGUAGGUCAAAGGGUAUUGUUGUUCAACUCCAGGGUGCGUCUCUUUUCUGGAAAACUAAAGUUGCGUUGGUCCAGGCCUUUCAUAAUCAAGGAAGUAUUCCCGCAUGGAAUGGUGAACGAAGAUGGAACCAACGCAUUUAAAGUGAAUGGACAGAGAGUGAAGCUAUAUCAUGGAGGGGAUAUCUAG